GCUACACAGAACGCUUCCUCCCCAUGCGGCUGCCGCAAUGAACACAAGGAAAGAAGGCCCUGGCCUCUUAUUACUUUUGGGCUUGGCACUGGCAGCGGGAUUGUCCCAGUCCCCUGAAGGAGAAUCGCCCAAAGAGCAGCCUGAUUCAGAGCUCCUAAAAUGCCCCAGCUUGUGCGCUUGCAGCUACGACUACUACAGUGAGGAGCUCAAUGUCUUCUGCAGCUCCCGGAACCUCACCCAUCUUCCAGAAGAGGUGCCCAUCAAUGUUAGGGCACUGUGGCUGGAUGGCAACAAUUUCACUUCUCUGCCAGCUGCAGCCUUCAAGAAUCUUUCCAACUUGGAUUUCCUUGAGCUGCAGAACAGCCAGCUGGUAAGCAUUGAGCAGCAUGCCUUCCAUGGGCUAAGAAGUCUCUACCAUUUGCACCUGGAACGCAACAGGCUGAAGUAUUUGGCACCCAAUACUUUUCUUCACACACAGAAUCUAGGCUCCCUGAGCCUCAACAACAACCACUUCACCAAAAUUGAGGAAGGCCUUUUUGCUGGGCUCUCCAACCUCUGGUACCUGAACCUGGGCUGGAACUCGCUUGUGGUCUUACCUGACAGAGUGUUCCAUGACCUGCCUAACUUGAGGGAGCUUGUCCUGGCUGGAAACAAGCUGGCCUACCUACAGCAUCAGCUCUUCUGCAGCCUUAAUGAACUGAAGGAACUGGACUUGAGUGGGAACUCACUGAAAGGUGUCAAAAUUAACAUCUUUGUCAAGCUUCAGAAGCUGCAGAAGCUCUACCUGAAUCACAACCAGAUCAAUGCUAUUGCCCCUCGAGCUUUUAUGGGGAUGAAGGCCCUGAGGUGGCUGGACCUGUCUCACAAUCGUCUGGUCUCACUAUUUGAAGAAACAUUCCUGGGCCUUUUGAGCCUGCAUGUUUUACGUUUAUCUAGUAAUUCAAUCACCAGCCUGAGACCAAGGACUUUCAAAGAUCUCCAGUUCCUGGAAGAGCUGCAGCUGGGUCAUAACAGGAUCAAAAACCUGGCAGAAAGGACUUUUGAUGGGCUGGGCCAACUGGAGGUUCUUACACUGAACAAUAACCAGAUCCAAGACAUCAGGGUCGGUGCAUUCCUUGGCCUCCACAAUGUAGCGGUGAUGAAUCUGUCUGGUAACUGCAUCAAGGCUCUUCCAGAUUACGUCUUUAAGGGACUAAUCAAGCUGCAUAGUCUUCAUUUAGAAAACAGCUGUCUCAGCCGAAUCAAGGCACAAACUUUCUCCAGCCUUUCCAGCCUUCGGAGGCUCUUCUUGCAACACAACAGCAUCUCUGCCAUUGAGGACCACAGUUUGAAUGACCUGCAUGAGCUUUUGGAGCUGGACCUUAAACACAACAAGCUGACAAGUCUCUCCCCCAGGUUGUUCACAGGCCUGAUUAACCUGGAAUAUCUCCUCCUCUCCUCCAACCAGCUUCUGGAAAUCACCCCUGAAGCUUUCAGCUUGCUUCAGCGCCUCUCUUGGCUUGACCUCUCCAACAACUUUUUGGAGACGGUGAACAGCAGUGUAACAGCCCCCUUAUCAAACCUGCGAUAUCUUAGCCUCAGAAACAAUUCCUUGGAAAACUUCUCAGUUGAUUUUCUGGGCUCUUCACCUGUAAUGGAGCAGCUAUGGCUGGAAGGAAACAAGUGGCACUGUAAUUGCUCACUGAAGCAACUGCGAGACUUCUCCUUGCAGCACCCCACAGUGGUCCCACGUUUUGUUCAGUACAUUGUGGAAAGGGAUGAUUCCCACAUACCCAUAUAUACAUACAACAACCUCACCUGCCUGAGCCCACCAGAGGUCAUGGGACUUGACCUGCGGGACAUCAGUGAUGAUCACUUUGCUCACUGCUAAUAGGUGAGCCUAAUUUUGGAGGACCUUUUGAUUUCUGUAGAUGGCGGCUUUAAAUACCUAUGUCCACAUAUUCAGGUAGCACCUACCAUACUGGGAUCUUUUUAGGGCCUAAGAAAGCAGUUAUCUGACAUCUGUUUCCCUUCUUGCACUCACCUCCAUGCUUAGCUCACUAGGACCACUGUCCAAGGUAUACCAGCAUUCACCAGCCCCUCGAGCUGAGUGUGAUUUCUCAGCAGUCUUUAGCUUCCUUUUUUCCAUGCUGUACCAAACAUAGAUGUUUAUAACUGCAAUUUUAAACAGAAUCAAUGUGCAGCCUUUGGCAUCAAGUAAAUGGUGUA
Alligator sinensis (Chinese alligator) is the source of this 2208-nucleotide messenger RNA. It is a transcript of the gene IGFALS, whose product is annotated as insulin like growth factor binding protein acid labile subunit. The record is from RefSeq and is a predicted model, not a curated record. Gene Ontology annotation, cellular component: extracellular matrix. Lineage: Eukaryota; Metazoa; Chordata; Crocodylia; Alligatoridae. Gene Ontology annotation, molecular function: protein binding. The coding region runs from base 38 to 1870 and encodes 610 amino acids. The transcript is spliced from 2 exons.